GCUCCUUUCACUAUGUACUGUAUCUCAUAGUAAGUGCAAGGCGUGAGAAUGUCCACAGGGCAACUCCUAAUUUCUGGGGUGAUCAUCCUCUCCACUCUGUCAGGAGCACAUGGAGAUGAUGGAUACUACAGCUCCUCAGUGGUUCAGUGUCGAUUCAGCUCCUGGGACCUGACAGAUCUGGAGUACAUAAAGUCUUACUGGUUUAACAAGGAUCCGUACAUAGUGUUCAACAGCACAGUGGGGAAGUUUGUGGGGUACACUGAGUUAGGAGUACGAAAUGCAGAGGUAUGGAACAAAGAUCCAGCACUACUGGCACAGAUGCAGGCUCAGAAGGACAGAUACUGCAAGCCCAAUGCUGAAAUGAAGAUUAAUAACAUACUGACCAAGGCAGCUGAGCCAGAGAUGAUGCUGAGGCUGACGAGAUCAUCCAGUGGUGGUCAACCUGCUGUGCUGAUGUGCAGUGCCUACAGCUUCUACCCAAAGCCCAUCAGAAUGACCUGGUACAGAGAUGGACAGGAGGUGACCGGUGAUGUGGUAUUCAGUGAGGAGCUGGCGGAUGGAGACUGGUACUACCAGAUGCACUCCCACCUAGAGUUCACCCCCAAAUCUGGAGAGAAGAUCUCCUGUGUGGUGGAGCACUCCAGCCUGAAGGAGCCCAAGGAGUUAGUCUGGGGUGAGAACUCUGAGCCCUCCAUGUCCAGGGCUGAGAGGCAUAUGGUUGCCAUGGGAGUAGCAGAAAUGGUGCUGGGCCUGAGCUUCGCUGCUGCCGGCUUCAUCUACUACAAGUCCAGAGGGCGGAUCUCGGCAACCAAGACCAGCAUGGACAAAGGUUUUCAUCAGAUGAAUAUGGAUAGCAACUUCCUCCUUUGGCUAUUGAGUUCUUACAGAUCUUUCUCAGUGCACUGUGAUUCAAAGACCCCGGUGAAGAAAUCAAUCCUGAAUACCGUGUGCAGUGACCAUUAAGUUUGCUACCUGGUGUGAAUUAUACAAUAUGUCCUCUCACCACACUCUGAAAUAAGUGGUGUUGUUUCUUCAUUAAAACGUCAUAGUUUUCUUAAACUGUUUAGAAUCUAUAAUAGUGCCCAGAUGCUUAUGCUCCUCCAGAGCGAAAAGUAGUUACACAAUUAAUUACUUUUGAUUGCACAAGUCUUGAGACGAAGCACUCCAUAUUUUCAAAAUUUGAACAAUAUAUGUAUAUAUAUAUUUUAAUUGGGCUGUGAACAUUUUAUUGUAUAUUUUAAUUUUUCAUUUUACUUAGCCUGUUAUUCAUAGGAUGUUCCAGUACCGGGUAAUUUACCCCCCCCCCCCCCCCCCUCCCCCACAUCCCCUCAACAUUCUUGAUCAUUUUUAUACAUCGGUUUGUUAUGUAGCAAAGUCAUUAUUAUAAAUCAUUUGAAAGUUUGGACUCUUGGGAAUCAAUACAUGACAAUCUUUGAAAUGUAAAAUAUGUGUAGUGUCUUAAUCUUACUUUUUCUCAAUAAAAUGUAA
Messenger RNA from Sardina pilchardus (European sardine), 1488 nucleotides. RefSeq names its product rano class II histocompatibility antigen, A beta chain-like. Gene Ontology annotation, cellular component: membrane; MHC class II protein complex. The record is from RefSeq and is a predicted model, not a curated record. The transcript is spliced from 5 exons. Gene Ontology annotation, biological process: immune response; antigen processing and presentation. NCBI's taxonomy places the organism in Eukaryota, Metazoa, Chordata, Actinopteri, Clupeiformes, Clupeidae. The coding region runs from base 49 to 963 and encodes 304 amino acids.